This is a messenger RNA of Chlamydomonas reinhardtii, 1624 nucleotides long. RefSeq lists its product as uncharacterized. Gene Ontology annotation, cellular component: membrane. The transcript is spliced from 5 exons. NCBI's taxonomy places the organism in Eukaryota, Viridiplantae, Chlorophyta, Chlorophyceae, Chlamydomonadales, Chlamydomonadaceae. Bases 118 to 1284 code for a protein of 388 amino acids. The record is from RefSeq and is a predicted model, not a curated record.
GCUGACACAACUCAGCGAGCACAUACGCGUCCGGCGGCGCCACGAAACUCGUCAAAAUAGCGAAAACAGAACCAUCUCGGGACCAUCAACUAAACCGGUGGAGUCGCUGCGAACACAAUGCGCCGGCUAGCACGACUAGGAUGGACAACAUUGUCGGGUUCCUGCUCAAAGCAGGUGGCAGCGGCAGAGGAGGCUGCGGGCGCGUUGCUUGGGCGCAACGCAACGAGAGGUGUUGCGUCGACAGGGCUGGCCGCCACGGAGGAGACAGCCUCCAAGGGCGCGGCUGCGGCGGUGAUGUUCGUGCCCAGCGCUGUAUGCGCAUGCCUAGCCUACUGGCAGUAUGAGCGCAUGCGCUGGAAGGAGGAGCUGAUUGCCACGCGCGAGCGGGUGGCCACGUCGGAGCCGGUGGACAUCUUCAGCCUGGAGCAGCCGGCCGACUACGACAAGGUGUCAGUCACCGGCCGCUUCCUGCACGAGUACAGCCUGUACGUGGGGCCGCGCCCGCGCAGCAUUCCUGGUCAGGGCAUCCGGCCCGGCUACCUGCUCAUUACGCCCAUGGUCGCUGCCGACAGGAAGGGUGUGGUGCUGGUGAACCGGGGCUGGGUGCCGGCGGAAUGGAAAGCAGAUGCGCAAGCCCAGGCCGCUAAGACCAUCCAGGAGCGAGAGGCGCGGGAGGCCGCCGCCAAGGCGGAGAAGGACAAGGCUGCCUCGGCAACAGUGGCGGCGGGGUCGGGCAAGGGCGGCGGUUGGUUCGGCCGCGGCAAGGAGGCGGCGAAGCCGGCGCCGGCGGCGGUUGUCGCGCCGGCUAAACCGGAGCCGGUGACGGUGCUAGGUGUAAUCCAGCCCGAUGAGGAGCCCAACCAGUUCAUGCCGGCCAACGCGCCUGACUCGGACGAGUUCCACUACAUCCAGCGUGAGCAGAUGGCGCGCACACUGGGCCUGCCCGCCGACACGCCGCUGGUGCUGGUGGUCACCUCCGACGCCAGCGCCGCGGUGCCGGUGCAGCAGCGCUCGCCGCUGGAGCAGUCGCGCGCGGCGGCGCUGGGCGGCCCUGAGGACGCCGCCGCUGCCAGCUAUCCGGCGCCCAAGCACGUGGGCGACCUGGUGCGGUUCACCACCAUGCCGUCCGACCACCGCAACUACGCGCUCAUCUGGGCCACGCUGUGUGUGGUGCUGGCAGCCAUGGGGCGCACCGCGGUGACCAAGCCGCUGCGCGGCCCGCGCAUCGUGGACUAUCAGGCGGACGCGCGCGCGGCGUGGGGCAAGAGCCACAACGCGCAGUAGGCCGAGCGGGCGGCGGCUGCAAGGUGGCUGGAGGUGAUGUUGUGUGCCCUAGCGCCCGAGUGCGACGAUUGAAUGGUGUGGGGGCUGUUGCUGCAGUGCGCGGUCGCGCGGAUGCGCGGUGUUGCCCGGCGUUCUUUCACGUCAGUGAGGACUGCCCGAUUGGGCUAGGCUGGAACACGAGUAUGAACAUACGGUAACCCUGCUAGCAAGCUCACGGCCGGUCGCUCGCUUGGGAGCCUUGAGGGGAGUCAUGCUAGCUAGUAUUGGCCUUGAUGCCUAUUUUGACGGUUUGCUGGCGCUGGCCGCUAGGCGCCAUCUUGGCAUGUAGCGGUUUGGAGCG